This is a messenger RNA of Phanerochaete carnosa HHB-10118-sp, 1025 nucleotides long. RefSeq lists its product as uncharacterized. Bases 33 to 1025 code for a protein of 330 amino acids. Gene Ontology annotation, cellular component: cytoplasm. The record is from RefSeq and is a predicted model, not a curated record. The transcript is spliced from 7 exons. Lineage: Eukaryota; Fungi; Basidiomycota; Agaricomycetes; Polyporales; Phanerochaetaceae.
GGACAGCUCUUCUUCAGCUUAAGCACAACGAAAUGUCUUUGCCCACACGCAAGAUCGGCGACGCGAACGUCAGUUGCCUUGGUUUCGGAAGGAUGGGUUUGUCGGCAUAUUACGGCCCCACAAAGCCGGACGAAGAACGCCUCAAGGUCCUGGAUGCUGCCUACGAGCACGGCUGUACACUCUGGGACACGUCUGACAUCUAUGGUGAUAGCGAGGACCUCUUUGGGCAGUGGUUCAAGCGCACCGGCAAGCGCAGCGAGAUCUUUCUCGCCACGAAAUUCUGUAUUCGUGUUGUCGAUGUGGCAGAUGCUAGCAAGGGCAUCGUGAUCGAUGGCACGCCGGAACAUGCGAGGCCGGACAAGAACGUCCCGAUCGAGCUAACCAUUAGCGCCAUGGCAGAAGCGGUCAAGGCAGGCCAAGUCAAGUACAUCGGCAUCUCCGGGUGCACUGAGGACACUCUCCGCCGUGCACACGCCGUACACCACCUAUCAGCAGCGCAGUUUGAGUACGCGCCCUUCACGCUGAACAUCGAAGACCCACAGAUCGGGAUCAGGAACGCGUGCAAGGAGCUCGGCAUUCCGCUCGUAGCGUCCUGCCCGCUCGGGCGCGGGAUCCUCUCGGGUAAGUUUGCACGUCCCCGUCCGUCCACCCAUAACCGCGAGGCGCCGAACGACGGGGACACCCGUAAGAUGCUCGACUACCCGCGCUUGCGGGCGGAGAACUUCCGGCUCAUACUGAAGCUCAUCGACACACUCACCGAGAUAGGCAAGAGGCAUGGCGCGACGACCGCACAGGUCACACUUGCAUGGGUGCUCGCCCAAGGCCCGGAUGUGAUCCCGAUCCCCGGUACUACCAACCCCGGACGUGUCGAGGAGAAUGCAAACGCGGUAAACGUCCAACUUACCGCCGAAGAGGUGAAGGCGAUCCGUGAUGCUGUCGAGCUGGCGGGACUGCACAAGAUCUCGCGCGCCGCAGAAGGCUUUUUAAAUAUGCAUUUCGUCAGCACACCACCGCUACCGAAGUAA